Molecule: messenger RNA, 1912 nt
Organism: Lolium rigidum
Lineage: Eukaryota; Viridiplantae; Streptophyta; Magnoliopsida; Poales; Poaceae
Product: wall-associated receptor kinase 3-like
Exons: 3
Coding region: 1-1728 (575 amino acids)
Biological process (GO): cell surface receptor signaling pathway; protein phosphorylation
Cellular component (GO): plasma membrane
Molecular function (GO): ATP binding; polysaccharide binding; protein serine/threonine kinase activity
Source: RefSeq, a predicted model, not a curated record
AUGAUGAUUCCGGCGACUCCACUGGCCGCUGUGUUGCUAUUGCUGCUCUGCUUCUCGGCGUCGGCUCAGGUCACACGAGGCGCAUCACGGCCGCCGCCAGGCUGCCCCACCAGCUGCGGCGGCGUGAGCGUGCCGUACCCAUUCGACAUCGGCGACGGAUGCCACUGGCCGGGCUUCAACCUCACCUGCGAUCGGACGCGCGGCCGGCUGCUCAUCGGCACCCUCGAGGUCGUGGAGAUCUCGCUGGCCAACUCCACGGUGCGCGUCAAGGACAGCGCGGGCGCCGUCAACAUCACCUACCACGGGACCCCCGACGGCAACGGCACUCGGGGCGGCCUCACCGCCGCCGGCCCCCAGUGCCAGGACGGGUACCAGGGCAACCCCUACGUCGCCGGCGGAUGCCAAGACAUCGACGAGUGCGCGCUGCCCGGCCUGUGCUCCGGCGAGUGCACCAACACCCCUGGGGGAUACACAUGCCGGUGUCCGCGUGGCGCCCGUGGCAACCCACGCAUCAAAGAUGGCUGCAUCAAAUCUUCCCUAGGUUUAAGUAUCGGCAUAGGAAUUGGCAGUGGCGCUGGCCUUCUACUGCUAGUACUCGGUGCUAUUUUCGUGACCAGGAAGAUCAAGCAUCAAAGAGCAAAAAUGUUGAAGCAGAAGUUCUUCAAGCAGAACAGGGGACAUCUGUUGGAACAACUGGUGUCACAGAAGGCGGACAUCGCCGAGAGGAUGAUCAUCCCUUUGGUGGAGCUGGAGAAGGCCACGAACAACUUCGACAAGGCUCGCGAGAUCGGAGGGGGAGGGCAUGGCACGGUGUACAAGGGGAUCAUGUCCGACGACCUACACGUCGUGGCGAUCAAGAAGUCCAAGGUCGCAGUCCAGAGGGAGAUCGACGAGUUCAUCAACGAGGUGGCCAUCCUCUCGCAGAUCAACCAUAGAAACGUGGUCAAGCUCUUCGGGUGCUGCCUCGAGACGGAGGUGCCGCUGCUGGUGUACGAGUUCAUCCCCAAUGGGACCCUUUAUCACCACCUUCACAUCGAGGAUCCUAGAGCAUCGCUGCCAUGGAUGGAUCGGCUGAGAAUCGCAACGGAGACCGCCAGAGCUCUCGCGUACCUUCACUCGGCCGUAUCAGUCCCCAUAGUCCACAGGGACAUCAAGUCUCAGAACAUUCUGCUAGAUGGCACUCUCGUAGCAAAGGUGUCGGACUUUGGAGCUUCGAGGUGCAUUCCGAUCGAUCAGACAGGGGACGCAACGGCCAUCCAAGGGACAUUCGGGUACCUAGACCCCGUGUACUAUUACACGGGGCGGCUCACAGAGAAGAGCGACGUUUAUAGCUUCGGCGUUCUUCUCAUGGAGUUGCUCACCAGGAAAAAACCGUGCUCAUAUCGGUCGUCCGACGAGGAAAGCCUUGUCUCAUAUUUCACCACUUUGCUUGCAGCAGGCGACCUACCUCGUGUCUUGGAUCCUCAGGUCGUGGAGGAAGGAGGCAAGGAUGUAGAAGAGGUAGCUAUGUUGGCGGCAGCAUGCGUGAGAAUGGAAGGUGACCACCGUCCGACCAUGAGGCAAGUGGAGAUGACGCUCGAGAGCCUUCAUGUACCCCACGGAAACAUUGUGACGUGUGAUAUGGAUGCACCAAAUUAUGCUGUGAUUAAGGGUACAAAUAGGGAGGAGGUGAGCAGACAAUAUAGCUUGGAAGAAGAGUAUUUGUUGUCAUCAAGGUACCCCAGGUAGUCAAUGUAUAAUGUGUGUGCGUGCAGUUUAACUUGCCGAGUGAUGCGCGCAAGUAGUGUAAACUUGUUCGAUACACAACAACUGCCUCCGUUCCAAAUUUAGCAUCCAGCUUUCCUCAGAUUUGGUGUAUAUAUCUUGACGAGUUUUAGUGGGUAGGUUUGCUUAUUUUGAAAAAAAAGGUGGA